AUGGCUAUUCCUUCCAGUUAUUUGUCCUCUAUCCCAAUUCUCACUGGGAUACCUAUCGAGAAAUGGGUGGAAGAUUUGGAGCUGCAUUUGGGUCUUCUAGACUUAGACUUGGCACUAAGGGAGCCUAAACCUAGCCCUCUCACUGAUAGUAGUACCACUGAGGAAAAGGCCAAGUUUGAGAAAUGGGAUAAUGCAAACAGAAAGUGCAUUUUAGUUGUGAAAAAGGCAGUUCCUGAGACUAUACGUGGGAAUGUAGAAGUCAAAGAUACUGCUGUAGAGUUCCUGAAUGCUAUAAAGGCUAGGUUUGAACUUAACACAAAAGCUGAAUCAAGUGACUUGAUGAGUAAACUUAUGAAUCCUCAUUAUGAUGGAGGGUGUUAG
Telopea speciosissima is the source of this 381-nucleotide messenger RNA. RefSeq lists its product as uncharacterized. Bases 1 to 381 code for a protein of 126 amino acids. The transcript has a single exon. The record is from RefSeq and is a predicted model, not a curated record. Lineage: Eukaryota; Viridiplantae; Streptophyta; Magnoliopsida; Proteales; Proteaceae.